Messenger RNA from Cottoperca gobio, 832 nucleotides. Its product is annotated as protein S100-A11-like. Lineage: Eukaryota; Metazoa; Chordata; Actinopteri; Perciformes; Bovichtidae. Bases 173 to 436 code for a protein of 87 amino acids. Gene Ontology annotation, molecular function: calcium ion binding; calcium-dependent protein binding; transition metal ion binding. Gene Ontology annotation, cellular component: perinuclear region of cytoplasm. The transcript has 3 exons. The record is from RefSeq and is a predicted model, not a curated record.
UUAGUGUUUAGGAAAAACAAGCUGUAAAUAUAUAGAGAGAAAUGAGUGAAUGAUCUAUCUUCUCUACCAGGACAGGUCGUCUAGAAAAAGACCAGGAAGAUGUGUGUCCUCACAACCUAUUCACACAAAUACCUGAAUUGAUCAAACCCCGUCCGCCUCUUCUUGACUUGUGAUGGAGUCCGCUAUCGGUGUGCUGGUGUCCCAAUUCAAGGCGUACGCUGGCAGCGAUGGCUCCUCUGACACACUGAGCAGAGAUGAGUUCCACAGGCUGGUCACAUCAGAGCUCCCUACAUUUGUGAAGAAUGCUGCCGACCCCGCUGCCAUUGACCAGCUCAUGAGCUCAUUGGACAAGAACAAUGAUGGAGAGCUCAACUUCAUGGAGUUCUGGCAGCUGAUUGGGCAUCUUGCUAGCAAGCAUGGGGGGUUCGGCCAAUAGAGUGUCCUCAGAUACUCUCUUACAGUUUCAUGCGUAUUACUGACUUGUCUGUGUGCCAUACAGUUUGAAAAAAUGGGAAAACUGCCAAAUGGAAAACACCCUAAAGUCACAAUGCUGUGUUUUUAACCAGAAGUCUGUGUUUAUCUCACCAGCAACUGCUGAACAGGCACAGACUGACAGAAUACUAUUGAACAAUCUGCAAUAUUAAAACCAGUCCUAGCUGUUUUCCCAGCACACACUGAAACAAAAACAGUCGCAGCUGCUUGUGCUUACAGGUCUAUGGGGGAGUUGCAGUGUGUGUGUGUGUGUGUGUGUGUGCGCGUGUGUGCGCGCGUGUGUGUGUGUCUUGUGAUCUUCAUCAUCUCCCUCUCAGACACAAACAGCAGUGUGCUGCUG